Molecule: messenger RNA, 1356 nt
Organism: Sporisorium graminicola
Lineage: Eukaryota; Fungi; Basidiomycota; Ustilaginomycetes; Ustilaginales; Ustilaginaceae
Exons: 1
Coding region: 1-1356 (451 amino acids)
Biological process (GO): carbohydrate metabolic process
Molecular function (GO): cellulase activity
Source: RefSeq, a predicted model, not a curated record
AUGGGUGCCGAGUUCAAAUCAACCUUCGCGGUCAUUCUCGCCGCCAUCGCAUCGUCUCAGUUCAUCGCCACCUCGAACGCCUACAAUCCGCCAAACGGACCGUUCGCCACCAGAUUUUGGGACUGUUGUCCGGCCGCCUUUGCUUGGUCUCGGCCAUCGGCGGGUCUAUAUGCUCCGGUUGAUAUGUGUCAGAAAGACGGCGUGACCCCCAUCUCGACACAGGAGAAGGUGUCUGGCAAAAAUGGUUGCGAUGACGGCGGCAAUCAAUUCGCCUGCAACUGCAUUCAGCCUUGGCUAGACACUGUCGACCCGGAGCUUGGAUACGGUUUCGGAGCCUACAACAUCCACGACCCGGAUGGCACCAUCGAGAAUACGUGUUGGUACGUCGAGUUCCAGCCUCAGGAUCCCAAUGGCAAAGCACUCAAAGUGCGCAAGAUGAUCUUGCAAAACAUCAACACGAGUCAAGGCAUCUCGAAAGGCAGCUGGGAUCUGAACCUUGCCGGUGGAGGAGUCGGCGACUUCCCCAAAGGCUGCGCCAACCAAUGGGAGACGAGCUGGGGUCAACAGUACGGUGGAGUGGACAACGAGCAGGCUUGUUGCAAGCUUCCUGAAGGACUUCGAUCGUCGUGCCUGUUCCGCUUCAAGAUGUUUGGCGACAACCCUGGCUUGGCUUCGACACCCAAGAGGGUCAGAUGCCCCGUUGGCAUCAUCGACCGCAGUGGCGCACAGAGGCAAGACGAUGCCACCGUGGCACCCUACAGCGGACAGACGGAUCAGACAGGAUAUCCCGCUCCGGACAAGUACCAACGCAACCGAAGCGUCUGCCAGAACGUCGACCCGCUGGGCAUUGUCAGCUCGGUCUGUAGCGGCAGUGGAGAAGGUGCACGUCUUCCGAAGGGGUACGGAAUGGUUCGUCAAGACUCGCCUGGGGCCAAAGUGCCUGAUGAGGCAGGGUCGCCUGAUCCUUCGACUGGAUUUCCUACUUUUCCUGCGCAGCCUCCGACGGACACUCAGGCGGAAAGCUAUGGCCGCGCGCAUGGUCCGAUUGAGCUCGGUCAUGGUGGGGAUGAUGCUGGACUUGGAGGGGGUGCUGGAUCCGGGUUUAGACCAGGCGCCGAUGCUGGAGCUGAAGCCCAUGUUGGUGCUGGCGCUGGGCCUGGCGACCGGUCUGGUAGCGUACCUGGACCUGGUGCUGCCACCAACUCGCCUAGGUUUGGACCGCCUUCCCCGCCGCAAGGACCUGUAUCAAUUGACAAGCCUGCCGACAAGGCCGGGCCUCCCGCAAGGCCAGCAAGAGCGUCGACUGGGCUUGCGGGACACCGCCGCAGUACGUGCCGUCGAGGAAAGCACGACUGA